AUGAGUUUGAAUGGGUUUCACAUGCCUCACACUGUAAGUGUGUCUGUUAAAUACUAUAAUUUAUUAGGUGUGUUUGUGUCCACAGCCUCUCACUCUCUGAAGUACAUCUACACUGUUGUCACUGGGGAUACUGACUCCCCAGAGUUCAUCAUCACGGGUUUGGUGAAUGAUGAGCAGUUUGUGCACUAUGACAGCAACAUCAGGAGGAUGAUCCCCAAGACUGAGUGGAUGGAAAUAUCAGUGGACAAGCAGUACUGGGACAAACAGACUCAGAAAGCACUCUAUGCACAUCAGAUCUUCAAAGACAAUAUUGGAAUUGCAAUGCAGCAUUUCAGGUCAACUCAGGGUGUGCACGUUCUCCAGUGGAUUGUUGGCUGUCAGUGGAAUGAUGAGACCGGGGACACAGGAGGGAUUGAACGUUAUGUAUACAACGGGAAACACUUCCUCACUGAUGACAUGAAAACCUGGCAUUUCAUUCCACCUGCACGACAGCUGUUUAUCAGUGCAGUGAAAUGGAAUCCAGCUGUGCUUGAGAAUGACAAGCAGUUCCAGACCCAGAUCUGCAUUGAGUCACUGAAGAAGUAUGUGAGCUACAGGAGCACUCUGGAGAGGACAGGUACAACACAACUCUGCUGCUCAGACUAUUCAGGAAAAGCACAUUACAGAAGAGUGCCUGUGUCACAUAGCUUCAAUCCUGACAAUAAUCCUGAAGGCAGCAGCCCCCUCAUGGGCGUCAUCAUCGGCUGUGUGCUGGCCGUUCUCAUCCUCGCCCUCGCUGUCAUUGGUGUCGUCAUUUGGAAUAGAAGCUCAGGUGAGAGUCACUGACACACAGAGAUACUGACACACUGAGGCUGAGUUACAGACACAGACACAGACCCACCGACACACCUUAACUCUGAGAGGCACCAGCACAGUGACAUAAUAAAGCUGGAAACAUUUCACAGAGUUUAAUAGUUUCACUGUGACAGUCAGACAUGCUGUGUGUAUGAUUCUAACUCUCUGUGUCUCAGUUCCAGACUAUGAGAUGACUAGAAGUGAGUAUAUUUACUCCUAUUCUUCACUCAAUUCUUAUGAAUGUCAUUAUAAUCAAGUACAGAUGCCCAGGGUUCAGACUGUAAUUACUCCUGUUUAUAUUUCUGCUGUGUUGCAGUGCUGUUCCUUGUCUGUGUGUGUGCGCGCGUACGCGUGCGUGUUUGGCUGAAUGUCUGUAUCUUCAUCAGUUCUGGAAUCCUGAUAUAGUUUUUAAUUGGCUGAAAUGCAUGUUACUGAGGUAACAUUAAAUAAAACGUGUACAUUAAUUCAACUCUCGACAUGCAUAGAAUAAUUGAGUCAGUCAUAGUGAGUUGGUCGGUUGUAGAAUGAGAUUAAACAUGUAAAAUGACUGAGUGUGUGAUAUGAGUCUGAGUGUGUGAUAUGAUCUGAGUGUGUGAUAUGAGCUGAGUGUGUGAUAUGAGUCUGAGUGUGUGAUAUGAGUCUGAGUGUGUGAUAUGAGUCUGAGUGUGUGAUAUGAGUCUGAGUGUGUGAAAUGAGCCUGCAUGUGUGAUAUGAGCUGAGUGUUAUAUAAGCUACCCUGAGCUCUGCUGAACUGGGGUUCUGACUGAGUUUUUCAUUGAAUCCUUUGACCCAGAUUCCCCGAGCUCAAACAACAUCCGGCCACAGUCAGAUUCAGCGAACUCCUUCCCAACCUGCAGCCCCUGACACUGAUUUAGUGAACUCCAACCAACCUGCAGUCUAUACCUCACUGGCCUUUCCUGCAGCUCUUGGAGUUCUGGCUCCACAGGGAGUCCUAGCUACAAUGAAGCAAAUCAAAAUGCCUUAUAGAGCAUACGUGUGUAUGUGUGUAUGCGUGUACAUGCAUGCAUGUGUGUGUGUGUGUGUGUGUGUGUGUGUGUGUGUGUGUGUGUGUUUAAUGUGAUUCCCCCUGACUGCAGCAAAUCGUUUGGUAAUCCUAUUUCAUUCAUUUGUUAUGAAAUGUUCUGUUGCCCUUGCCAUUUCAUUUAAAAUUUAUACCGCUAGUUCCGCGAUAGGGGAUGACUAACGUAAUUGCGAAAAUAACGUUAUUUACCUUAGAUAAACAUUGGAUCGUGUGCCCCCCCCCAGCGGUUGUGACCCUGAACAACCGCAUACAGCGUUUAUGCCACGGGCCGGCCCUGGAAAUGCCUUAUAAACGCAAAACUGGAUCUCAGAAAAGAAAAAAUCGAUGGCUUUAAAAAAAAGGCAGUCACAACUCAACCAUGGCAAAAAGUCUGACCACGACUAGCCUUCAUUAGGAAUUGCAUUAGUGUUGCUAUGAAAUUAGUGGUGGUCGAAGAACUCGGAAAGCCACGCAUGACAGACGUAACCUGCAGAGCAAGUCCCACGAUGCAAGCGGCCUGUGACAAGGAUCAAGCUGUGUCUUGGAACAGAAGAAAAGGGUGAACAACGUUCCCCUUUUCCACUACAACUAUUAUAUACUAAAUAUUUUGUACAGGAAACCAGGAAGCAUUCCAACAACAGAACCAAUAUCAAGGACUCAAGUAAGGCUAUAACUCUGGGCAUAUAGCAUAAUUGGCGAUGGACUAAAUGUAACAACAUUUAUGAUUGAAUGUACACGACAGUGCUAAUGGUUAUUGUGUUUUAAUGAUUAAGGCCAUGGCAUAUAUAGACUGGGAAUCUUGCCAAAAUAAAUAUGGCGACAUAUUGGAGCUUUUCAAUGAGCAGUACCCAUCUGCUGAGGAUGCUGAGAAAUUGGGAAAGGACUACCCACACAGUAAGGAUGAUGUUACCAAGGCAAUUGUCACAACUAAGCUUAAGGCUGUUCGACUCAAGUAUAGGCACGCAGUGGACUCUGGAAGAAGUGGUCACGGCAGAGUUGUUUUGCUCUACUUUGCUCUGUUGCUCAGCAGUUCUGCUUCUUCCCCUGGCACUGCUCCUUCCCCUGGCACUUCCGAAAGUUUGGAAUCUGACACGCAAGAUGGAGGCUUGUUUACAGAGAUCCAAAAUUGCCGUGAUAUGCUCAACACAAUGUUGUCCACCUACAAACAAAAGCGACUGAAACUGAACCUUUACAAAUGUGAAGUGUCUCAGGAAAAUAUUUUUCGAAUGCUGCAUUUGUUAUUAUUCUUGUUCACAAUGAGAUUAAUGUGAAGAAAAACCUUUGUUAAAUUUAUUGGUGAAAAAAAUACAUCAACACAACAACAGAUGAAAUGACAUUCCUGUUAAACAGUGUGCACAAAAAGUGUCUCAGGAAAAUAUUUUUCUAAUGUUCUAUUUUUGAAAGACAUGCAUUUGUUGUUAUUCUUGUUCACAAUGAUAUUAAUGUGAAGAAAUGUUCUUGUUAAAAUUAAUUGGUCGGAAAAAUACAUAUAACGACAGAUGAAAUGUCAUUCUUGUUAAACCGUUUGCACAAAAAGUGUCUCAAGAAAAUAUUUUUCUAAUGUUCUAUUUUUGAAAUACAGAAAAAUAAAGUGAUGUCUGCUCACUGA
This is a messenger RNA of Anguilla rostrata (American eel), 3464 nucleotides long. RefSeq names its product class I histocompatibility antigen, F10 alpha chain-like. NCBI's taxonomy places the organism in Eukaryota, Metazoa, Chordata, Actinopteri, Anguilliformes, Anguillidae. The transcript has 7 exons. Gene Ontology annotation, cellular component: external side of plasma membrane. Gene Ontology annotation, biological process: immune response. The record is from RefSeq and is a predicted model, not a curated record. The coding region runs from base 1 to 825 and encodes 274 amino acids.